AUGGAGCAUGACCAAGCCACGCCACUGCCAACGGAGAGCUUGAAUACUUCCGAGGCUGAGGACGUGAAAGCGAAACGCCACUCAGCCGUUUCGCCGCCCUACUGGCAGCACAAGAGGACUGUUUCGAGUGCGACACAGUCCUCGUUGCAGGGUCCGCCGCCGAUCUCCUUGGAAGACAACGAUGGCACGGAUCCGCUGUCACCAUCGCAGAGCGCUUUAUGGGCUAAGCAGAUAGCCAUCGAUGGAUAUGUCAUCGUAAAUGGUAACCCCACGGGUAUAGGUGCCUACGUGGUGUGGAAUUGCACGGUUCAGACACUCGACGGCGGACCGAUGACGGUUCGCAAACGGUAUUCAGAAUUUGUCGAUCUACGCUACCGUUUGGCGAAGAACUUUCCCAACCACACAACGCGAUCACUUCCACCACUUCCCCCGAAGAGCGCGAUAUACAAGUUUCGGCCCGUCUUCCUGGAGAAACGCCGGCAAGGGCUGUCGUACUUCUUGACUUGUGUGAUGCUGAACCCCGAAUACGCCGGCUCAGAUGCUGUCAAGGACUUUAUAUUCGGUCAUCUAUAA
Molecule: messenger RNA, 573 nt
Organism: Cyphellophora attinorum
Lineage: Eukaryota; Fungi; Ascomycota; Eurotiomycetes; Chaetothyriales; Cyphellophoraceae
Product: PX domain-containing protein YPT35
Exons: 1
Coding region: 1-573 (190 amino acids)
Cellular component (GO): endosome
Molecular function (GO): phosphatidylinositol-3-phosphate binding
Source: RefSeq, a predicted model, not a curated record